AUGGAAUACUGUCGUUACAUAGAGACUAGCAGGUCAGGACAGCCGACUUUGAGGGAAAAUGAAAACGAUAUCUUGAUUGACUAUUCAGUCGGUCUUUACAGUGGGAAAUUGAAGCAGCUGGAUAAGCAAGAUGGUAGGGUGUUUUUAACGUCACAGAGACUUAUUUAUGUGGAUAAUAAGUUGCCUGUCAGUAAUUCAAUCUUUUUGGAGUUGGAUAAUAUUGAAUCAAUAGAUUACAAUGGAAGUUUUCUGAAAAAAUCACCAAAGAUAAUCAUUUUUCUAAAGAAAAGAAACUCAGAGAAGGAUAAGAAGACUAGGAAUGUGAAUUCACUCUGGAAAUGUCCCAUUUGUCAAUCUGAUAAUAUAUUAAAUGGAAUCAAGCUUUCCAUGGAGAAUGCUAAAGAACAGGGAUUGGUCUGCAACAUCUGUGGAGUACCUUUAGACUUCUCUUUGAUCAAGGAUUCACUGACAUAUAGUAAACCAUCUCGAAAUAGUUCUCAUGAAGAUAGUAUUUGUCCUGCAUGUACAUUCAUGAAUCAUCCGGAUCUUACGAACUGCGAAAUAUGUGGUACAAGAUUGAAAAAACAGGCUGGGGUUAUUGUUUCUGAUUCGAAAAAACCUUUAUUUAUUCAGUUAAGUUUUAGGAGGUCAGACGGUACACUAUUCUAUCAAGCAUUAACAAAUCUAUUGAAAGAGAUAAAACAUAAGGAUGUCUUUAAUAAAAACGCAACUACUAUAAAUGGUGUUUUAAUCAAUGAAAGGGAGAAAGAAAAAUUGGCCAAAAAUUCCAACUUUGCCAUUAGUGAGAAUAAAAUGGACCUAGUAGGAAUAAGUGGGUUAGAGAAAUCCAGGGAAAAUCAAUUAUUAAACAAUGAUAUCUUGUUCAACAAUGCCUUGACCGAUAUGAAUAAUUUGAUGUCCCUAGUAGAUAAAAUUCAAAGACUGUAUAGAAAUAAGGACUACGAAAUAAAGGUAAAACCUUCUUUGAUCAUAGAUAGGGAGAAGUUCUUUGACAAAGACUAUUUUAUGGAUGAGAUUGCAAGAGAAAUCUAUGAGUUUGCAAUAUUGGAAUUUCAAAAUGAUGGUAACGUAAUGAUAACGCUGGUGGAUCUGUAUGCCAUGUAUAACAAGACGAUGAGAAUUGGUACAGGUCUUAUUUCACCUCAAGAAAUGAAAGAAGCUUGUGAAAGAUUCACAAAACUGGGAUUGGAAGAAUUAAAAUUAAUGAAAAUUAAUAAUAGAGUUCUUUGUCUUUCAAGUGUCAAUUCAUUUGAAGUAAUAAAAUCUAAGAUUAUUAAAUUUGUUGAAGAUUGUCCAGGAUCAGAUGUUUUAAAAAUAAAUCAACAUUUGAAUCCAGAAUCACAAGCAAAUAGUAACUGGACAAUGGGUGUCAUUGCUGAAAUAUUACAGGAUUGUAUGGAUAGCGAAAAACUUGUUAUUGAUGAACAACUAAGCGGCAUCCACUACUACAAAAACAAUAGUUGGUUAUAG
Molecule: messenger RNA, 1491 nt
Organism: Kazachstania africana CBS 2517
Lineage: Eukaryota; Fungi; Ascomycota; Saccharomycetes; Saccharomycetales; Saccharomycetaceae
Gene: VPS36
Product: ESCRT-II subunit protein VPS36
Exons: 1
Coding region: 1-1491 (496 amino acids)
Biological process (GO): protein transport to vacuole involved in ubiquitin-dependent protein catabolic process via the multivesicular body sorting pathway
Cellular component (GO): ESCRT II complex; late endosome membrane
Molecular function (GO): phosphatidylinositol-3-phosphate binding; ubiquitin binding
Source: RefSeq, a predicted model, not a curated record